UGAUUCCAAAAUGGCGGCACCGCGGUAGCUUGGUCUGCGUGUGGCGUCCGAAGAGCCACGACGGUUUCUGCUCUCAGGCCUGGGGGCGGCAGCGCGCGUCUGGUCCCGGCGGUGGGCCGUAUCCUUGCGUUAGGUACCGGUUCAGGGCUGGGGCUGUUGCUGUCGCAUUGGGUUCCGGGGAAGUGCCGGUGACCUCGCUGCAGGCCCCCUGCGCCGGCCGCGCUCACCCGAGGAGGAGGAGCAGGACAACCUGCCUCCCAGGUCUUAUGCACCUGCGGAGUACAUGAGGCUUCCGGGGGCCCUGGAGGAGCUACACCUCACACCUCUGAGGGGGCUGUGGGAGUUCCACGGGUGUAUUAAAAGUAUUCUACGUUUGACGGCGCAAAGAAGAUAGCACGGACUUUGCUUCAUCCUCCAGAGGCCAGCUUCCACGCGUUUUUUCCCACUUCCUCUCAAUGUUCUCUUCAUAUAUCUGGAAAUAUGAUCAGCGCCCCUGACGUGGUGGCUUUCACUAAAGAGGAGGAGUACGAGGAGGAGCCUUACAAUGAGCCGGCCCUGCCCGAGGAAUACUCGGUACCUCUCUUACCCUUCGCCAGCCAAGGGGCCAACCCAUGGUCCAAACUGUCCGGGGCCAAGUUCUCCCGGGACUUCAUCCUUAUUUCUGAGUUCUCCGAGCAGGUGGGCCCGCAGCCAUUGCUGACCAUCCCCAAUGAUGCCAAAGUUUUUGGUACCUUUGAUCUCAAUUACUUCUCCUUGCGGAUCAUGUCUGUGGAUUACCAGGCCUCCUUCGUGGGCCAUCCCCCUGGUUCUGCCUACCCGAAGCUGAACUUCGUGGAGGAUUCUAAGGUGGUACUGGGAGACUCGAAGGAGGGAGCCUUUGCGUACGUGCACCACCUUACCCUGUAUGACCUGGAGGCCCGUGGCUUCGUGAGGCCCUUUUGCAUGGCUUAUAUCUCCGCCGACCAGCACAAAAUCAUGCAGCAGUUCCAGGAGCUUUCAGCUGAAUUUUCUAAAGCUUCUGAGUGCUUGAAGACAGGCAACAGGAAGGCAUUUGCUGGAGAACUUGAAAAAAAACUAAAAGACUUGGAUUACACCAGGACAGUGCUGCACACUGAAACUGAGAUCCAGAAGAAAGCCAAUGACAAAGGCUUUUACUCUUCUCAGGCAAUUGAGAAAGCCAACGAACUUGCUAGCGUAGAGAAAUCCAUCAUUGAACAUCAAGAUCUCCUGAAGCAGAUCCGUUCAUACCCUCACAGGAAGCUGAAAGGGUCUAAUUUGUGUUCUGGGGAGAUGGAGCCCACCCAGGAUCAGGCUGACCAGGCAGCCAGUACUUCUAACCCUGAUGAAUGUGCUGACACUGACCUUUACACCUGCAGACCUGCCUACACCCCAAAACUCAUUAAAGCAAAGUCUGCCAAGUGUUUUGACAAGAAAUUGAAAACCCUGGAAGAGCUCUGUGACACUGAGUGUUUCACCCAGACCCUGGCUCAGCUCAGCCACAUUGAGCACAUGUUCAGAGGAGAUCUGUGCUACCUCCUUACCAGCCAGAUUGACAGAGCACUCCUAAAGCAACAGUACAUAACAAACUUCCUCUUUGAAGACUUUGUGGAGGUUGAUGACAGGGUGGUAGAAAAACAAGAGAGCAUACCUACUAAGCCCAGUCAAGGCAGGCCACCAUCCAGGUCUCUGGAACAAUGUCCGAUUCCUCAAGUGUUAAUCAGCUUUGGCUCUUACAAGUCCAGUGUAGAGUCUGUGGUAAUCAAGAUGGAGCAGGAACUUGGAGAUGAGGAGUGCAAGGAAGUAGAGGUGACAGAAUUGAGCAGUUUUGAUCCCCAGGAAAACUUGGACUACCUGGAUAUGGAUAUGAAAGGGAGUAUUAGCAGUGGUGAAAGCAUAGAAGUUUUAGGCACAGAGAAGUCCACCUCUGUGCUAUCCAAGUCUUACAGCCAGGCCAGUCUUACCAUGCCAUUGAGCCCCCAGGUGGUCCGGAGCAAAGCUGUCAGCCACAGGACAAUCAGUGAGGACAGUAUUGAAGUCCUCAGCACCUGUCCCUCUGAGGCCCUCAUCCCUGAUGACUUUAAGGCCAGCUACCCAACUGCCAUUAAUGAAGAAGAAUCAUAUGCAGAUGAUAGUGAGGGAGCCAUUCACUUCCAGGCAAGCAUCAGUCCACUGGAGCUGGGUGAAAUGGAGGAGGGCAGCUUAGAAAAUACCCCACCCCAAACAGACUCCUCCUGCUGCAUUGGGAAGGAGAGUGACAGUCUGCAGGUGCCACUCUCCAUUCCAGCCCACACGUUCUUUGAUGAGGAUGGAGUGGUGAGCAUCCCUCCACAGCGCUACAGGCAGAAGGACCAGGGGUUCCAUGUGGAGUUUGCAGUGGAAAGCACCCACCCUUCUUCCAGAGACAAUAGUUCUGAAGGCUUCCCUGCUUACGCUUACAAACUGGACCCGAGCCACCUGCUGGCCAACCGAGAUGUCAGUAAGACCAGCCUGGACAACAGCUCAGACACCACCAGCUAUGUAAGCAGUGUAGCCUCCACCAGCUCGGACAGGACUCCCUUGUCUGCUCAUUCUGCUGGCCCCUCUUCCGAGAGACAUAAAAAGAGGGCUGGCCAGAAUGCCUUAAAAUUCAUCCGCCAGUACCCCUUUGCCCACCCAGCCAUCUACUCCCUGCUUAGCGGGAGGACACUCGUGGUCCUGGGGGAGGACGAGUCCAUAGUCAGGAAGCUCGUGACAGCGCUCUCCAUCUUUGUCCCCAACUAUAGCCGUUACGCCAAACCCGUGAAGCACUGGGCCUCCUCCCCUUUGCACAUUAUGGAUUUUCAGAAGUGGAAGCUUAUUGGCCUGCAGAGAGUGGCGUCCCCUGCCAGUGCUGGCACCCUCCACGCCCUGGGCCGCUACAGCCGCUACGUGAGUGUCCUGGAUCUGGAUAACAAAACCCUGCGCUGCCCCCUCUACAGAGGCACCCUCGUGCCCCAGCUGGCAGACCACCGCACGCAGAUCAGGCGGGGCAGCACCUACUACCUGCAUGUCCAGAGCAUGCUCACCCAGCUCUGCUCCAAGGCCUUCCUCUACGCUUUCUGCCACCACCUGCACCUACCUGCCCAUGACAGGGAGACAGACAGAGUGGUUGCCAGCCGCCAGGCAAGCUUCCUGAAGCUGAGCCUGGGUCUGGUGAGUGAAGAUGUUAAGGUUGUCCAGUACCUGGCUGAGCUGUUGAAGCUGCACUAUACGCAAGAGUCUCCUGGAACCAGCCACCCCACACUCAGGUUUGACUAUGUGCCCAGCUUUUUGUACAAAAUCUGAGGUCCCAGCCACUGUGACCAAGGCCUUUGACUCAGGGUACAGGGAGGGGAGGGAUUGGCAUGACCAGCAGUCCUCUGAGCUGUUCAGACUUCUAAUGUUGUCGGUGGGAAGGAAACCAAGGUAGCAGCUGUGGCUCCAGGCAACUUGUGAGCUGGAUUUGGGUGGGGGGUGGCCUGGCUCUCACUGAGGACAUCUGUAAGGACAGUAACAGGGCUCUUAGCUUCCUGGGGAGGAGUGCCCUGGGGUUGGGAGUGGGUCACUUGGCUUCCUGAGGACUGGUAGCGGGGCAGAAGAAAACCACCAGUUCCUCAAUGGGUGAGAUGAGGGGCAUGAGGGUAAAGUCUGGCUGGGGGGAGCAUGCUGGCCACAUUCAGCUCUGCCAAGCACUCGAGUGGCAGAAUCAAGAGAAGCAGCCUGUUAACUGGAGUGACUGGUUGGAAAACAGUACCACAGAACAUCCUUUGCCCCAUUCAGACCCUAGCUGGCCCAUCCUUGGCCUCUAUGGCCUGUCAUCCCCAGGGGCCCCUGAAGGAGUGAGAAGGUGGGAAAGAAGCUCAGCUGUGGCUGGAGUGGAAAGUAUAUGAUCACCGGGCCCCACAGCUGCAGGGAGAGCAAGCAGCCCAUCCUGGCCAUGCGUCCCUGCCCUUGGAUGGGUCUGGGGACUCACUUCCUUGGUUAGUAGGAGUGACUGAAGUCAUCACUAGUCUUCAGUUGUGAGAACUGCUUUCAGAGGUGGAGAGCCUGGGAGAUGGGCAGGGCUAGGGUGCCACGAGGCCAUCACCACUGUGCAAGUGAAGUGCCAGCAGACUCUGUGGGGCCCAGCCCGUCAGCUCUGUCCUCCUGGGGAAGGUCUGCAGACAUGCAGGAGCUCGGCAGAGGUCAUACCCCAUCCUUCACCAUGGCAAACCUUUGCAACCACUUCGCUACCUCUUGCAGGUCUGUGGGCAUCUGAGCUCUGUUGGGUUGGCUCAUCUGGGUGGGCACCCAGCUGGUGAUAGGGUGUGGGAGGGUCCCUCCUGGGAGGAGGAAGGCCUCCUGCUGUGGCUGCCUCAGAGGCUGUGCAGCCUGGAAUGUGCACACCUCACCACCACUCACUUCCCACCCCGUCUCCUCACCUAACUCCCACUCCUAGUUCCCCUAAGAAUGUUCCUUUCCCUCCAUGAGUCUCCCCAAGUAUGCUCCCCCACUGAGUACCCCCUUCACGUAAGGAGAGGAUCCAUCAUUCCCGCACCCCUCAUUCACCCACUAUGAUCUGAGGCUCCUUCCACACUUGGAACUGGCAUGCAAAUAGAGGGCUUCUUGCAACCUUGAAGAUUUUUAAAAAAUUUUUUUAUUAAGGUAUGAUUGAUAUACACUCUUAUGAAGGUUUCACAUAAAAAACAAUGUGGUUACUACAUUUACCCAUAUUAUCAAGUCCCCACCCAUACCC
Messenger RNA from Manis javanica (Malayan pangolin), 4732 nucleotides. It is a transcript of the gene SMCR8, whose product is annotated as SMCR8-C9orf72 complex subunit. The record is from RefSeq and is a predicted model, not a curated record. Gene Ontology annotation, cellular component: guanyl-nucleotide exchange factor complex. Gene Ontology annotation, molecular function: GTPase activator activity. Lineage: Eukaryota; Metazoa; Chordata; Mammalia; Pholidota; Manidae.